Messenger RNA from Anas platyrhynchos (mallard), 5082 nucleotides. The record is from RefSeq and is a predicted model, not a curated record. NCBI's taxonomy places the organism in Eukaryota, Metazoa, Chordata, Aves, Anseriformes, Anatidae.
GCGCAGUGAGGCGGGGCGCGGCGGUUGUUGUAGUAACGGGGAAGCGCCGCGCCAGCGGGGCCGGCUGAGGCGGCAGGGCUGGGGCCCCCCGCGGCCGUUAACGGCCACUAACGGCCACUAACGGCCGUUAACGGCUCCCCGCGCGUGACGGGAGCUCCGCGAGAGCCCCCCUGAGGCCAUGCCGGGCGCCGCGGCGCGGGACGCGGAGCAGAGCGGCUCGUCCGCCGCUGAGGAGGAUGAGGAGGAGGAGGAGGAGGAAGGCGAGGAGGGGGCCGCGGACGGGCUGAGGGAUCAUCCGUGCAUCAGGUGGACUGGUGGUGGCUGCAGGCGGAUCCCUAUCUUCGUCUUUCAUGCUGAUGCCAUUCUGACCAACGACAGCUACCUCCGCCUAAUUGGAGAGCACUACCACUUGUCCUAUAAGAUCGUACGGACGGACAGCCGCCUGGUCCGAAGCAUACUGACUGCCCAUGGAUUCCAUGAGGUGCACCCUAGUAGCAGUGAUUAUAAUCUCAUGUGGACGGGAUCACACUUGAAACCCUACUUGCUGCGUUCCCUUACAGAUAUUCAGAAAGUCAAUCAUUUCCCUAAGUCGUAUGAACUGACACGGAAGGACAGACUGUACAAGAAUGUCAGUCGUAUGCAGCUGGCCCAUGGAUUCAAGGCAUUCCAUAUCUUACCUCAGACCUUCAUCCUCCCAGCAGAGUACCAGGACUUCUGCAAUACCUAUUCUAAGGACAGGGGCCCAUGGAUAGUGAAGCCCGUGGCAUCUUCCAGGGGUCGAGGUGUCUACCUGAUAAACAAUCCAAACCAGAUUGUUCUAGAAGACAACAUCCUGGUUUCUCGUUACAUCAGCAACCCCCUGCUAAUAGAUGACUUCAAAUUUGAUGUGCGCCUGUAUGUUCUGGUUACAUCCUAUGAUCCACUUGUCAUCUAUCUCUACGAGGAAGGACUGGCCAGGUUUGCAACUGUGAGGUAUGACCAGGCAUCCAAGAACAUUAAAAACCAGUUUAUGCAUCUGACCAACUACAGUGUCAACAAGAAGAGUGGAGAUUAUGUCAGCUGUGAUGAUCCUGAAGUAGAGGAUUAUGGAAACAAGUGGAGCAUGAGUGCAAUGCUGAGGUACUUAAAACAGGAGGGGAGAGACACUGCAGCACUGAUGGCCAAUGUGGAAGACCUGAUUAUCAAGACUGUAGUUUCUGCUGAACUGGCGAUUGCUACAGCUUGUAAGACUUUUCUUUCACAUCGUGGCAGCUGUUUUGAGCUGUAUGGUUUUGAUGUCCUUAUUGAUGAUACACUCAAGCCCUGGCUUUUGGAAGUGAACCUAUCCCCAUCAUUGGCCUGUGAUGCUCCUUUGGACCUGAAGAUCAAAGCUAGCAUGCUCUCAGAUAUGUUCACCCUUGUAGGCUUUGUAUGCCAGGAUCCAGGCCAGCGGUCAGGCCGGGCCAUUAAUCAUUCAUCUGAAUCUGGCAGGAGAAAUCUGUACCAGAAGCUGCAGCGUCCUGUGUCUGCACAGUCCCAGCCAGCAAGCACCAGACUGCGUACCCGUCCUCUGUCUGCCAGUGAUGCUGAAAUGAAAAACAUGAUGUCCUCGGGCAGGGAAAAAGCAACAGGAAGGCAAGGCAUCUCUGUGCUAGGUCUCUCCAUGGAGGAGAUAAGAGUUCUUCGUCGAGUGAGAGAGGAGAAUGAACGGAGAGGAGGUUUCAUCCGGAUAUUCCCAACCCCAGUAACAUGGGACCUUUAUGGAUCGUUUUUAGAGUACAAGACGUCAAUGAACUACAUGCUGGCCACGCGUCUGUUUCAGGACAGGGACAAGAUGAAAGGAGACUUCGUCACUGGGAGAUCCCGAGAUGGUCUUAAUGGGAGGCUGGAUAUGAAGCUGGAAGCUGUAGACUCUCAUGCUCCGUUUUAUGAGAGAAAGCUGCUCUCACUGGAGUUACGGAAGCGCCGGCGAUGUCAUGGCAGGGCUAGAGCAGCACGAGCAAGAUCAUCAGGGAUGUCAGAACCGACAAAGGUGUCCCUCAGAUCAGACACAGAAGGUGAGGAAGAAGAGGAGGCAGAUGAAGAUGAAGAGCUCGAUGGAGCUAUUGGCUCUCUUUCGGACACCCAGGUGAAAAGCAAGCCAAAACUCUCUGACUUGGUGAAAACAACUUGCAAGGAGCAGUUGACAAAAAAACUUCAUAAGAAAACUGGAGAUGGAGGAGAGCCACUUGUUGAAAAAACAGAUUCAAAACCUCAGUUUAACUUGCUGCAGAUUCUUCAAAAGAAUGGAAAUCUAAGCAAAGUGCAGGCUCGCAGGGCUUUCUCUGCCUAUCUGCAGCAUGUGCAGUUGCGACUGAUGAAGGAGGCUGGUGACCAGUUCCAGAAUGCUGCCUGGGUUGCCAAAGAAGAUGAGCAGAUGGAGCUUGUGGUACGCUUUCUGAAGCGAGCUGCCAGCAAUCUUCAGCAGUCCUUGAGAGUGCUGCUCCCCAGCCGUCACUUAGGACUCAAUGAUCGUCGUCGUAUCCUGGCUCACCAGCUGGGCAAGUUCAUAAUCUAUUAUAACAAGGAGACAGAGCAGAUGGUUCAGAAGCAAUCAAAAAAGAAACAGGAAGAGGAGGAGGAGGGAGUGAAUCCUGAAGGUUUUCAAAACUUUAUUACCAGAGCAAGUGAGAGUGAGCUGGAGGAAGUGCUGACAUUUUACACCCAGAAAAACAAGUCAGCGAGUGUCUUCCUAGGAACAAACUCCAGAACUACAAAACCCAGGAACACCAGUAACCAAUCAGAGAAUCAGCCUAAAGUGGAGCAUCCUGAAGUGAUGAAAAAAAUAAAAGGUGAUCAACCCAAAAGUUCAGUUGCAGAUUUGCCUGCAGAAGGACAAGCAAGAGGCUAUAGACCCAAAGAAGUUAAAUCAACCCUUCCAGAAGGACCCACCUUCUCCUUAAAUACUGAACUGAAAUUACCUCGGUGCAGCCCUUCUAGUGCUUCUUCCUCUGUUUCUGGUACUAUGUUCCAGAGAAGUACCAGUUCCCAGUUACCAUCUCAACCUGCAGCAUCUGGAAAUCCACAGGUGCCUGGUUACCAUUCAUUGCCGGUUCCCCCAGUUGGUCCCAGGCUGUUUCAGUCUUCAUCUUCUCUACCUUCCUCCCAGAGCACAGCACCUGACAGCUCUUCUGUCUUCACAAAUCCAGUGUCCAGUGAGGCUUCUAGCCUUGCAGGGUUACAUCGUUGUCGUUCUGGUAGCUACACCAUUGGGCCAUUCUCGUCUUUGCAGAGAGCUGCUCAGAUCUACAGCCAAAGAUUGUCCCGCCCAUCAUCUGCAAAAGCAGGUUUGUGCCAUCGCAGUCCAGGUGGACAGCAUGUGGGCCCAGCCGGGAUGCACAAAGAUACAGAAGACGCUACUUCUCAGGGCAAACGUUACAGCCCUAGUAUGGUAGCAGCAGAACUGCAACAGCUGGCAGAAAAGCAAGCAGCUUGUCAGUACUCCCCACCAAGCCACAUCAGUCUCCUUACACAGCAGUUAACAAGCUUAAACUUGGCAAGUGGAGCUGUAAGCAAGGGGAAUGCAGCUGGGCCCCAGAGCUACCGGUCAACAGUCAACAGGAAAGGGUCACUGUGGGCUGUUCAGUCAGACACUCAUGCAGCUGACAGAAGAUCUUCAGCAGUCAGCUGUGAGCGUGCCCUAACUUUACUGGAAGGUGGUAACAGAGACUGCAGCUGCUUCACACGAGGGAGAAGUCCAGGGAGCUGUAAUAUGUGGGUGGGUGAUGGAGUCAGUAUCCAUGCCGUGGAAGGAACAGAUACUCCCCUUGGGGUGGGAGUUGAGUCCAACCUGCUGAUAACCCAUGUGGUGAGCUGCUGGGAUCGGAGAGGAGACAGCUGGGCUCCAGAGAGUGAUCGUUUUGCCUGGGAAGGAGAGAUGGAGAACAGUGGCUGCACCCCUGUGACACGGAGUCCACUGACACACCCCAACUAUCAGCUGCAUUUUGCUGUGCAGCAACUUCAGCAGCAGAAACUUCAGUCACGACAGCUGUUGGAGCAAAGCCAAGCCCGGCACCAGGCUCUCUUUGCCAACUACUCGCAAUCCAGCACCAGCCAUAUAUCUAUGCCAACUGGCUCUGGUGCCCGCAAGACAUCAAGUGCCACUUCUAGUCUCCAGAAGGCAGCCAGUUUGCACAAAGUGAUGCCAUCCCAGAGUACGCCUUCUCAGCUGGUUCCAAAGCCUCCAGCAAACCACAGACAGACAGUAGCCAGAAAGGCUGCAGCCCAGAGGAUUUCCAAGGUGGCCUCCAGUGACAGGCAACUGAACGGAUUCCAGAACAGCCUUCACAGUGCUGCAUCCUGUGAGCCAGGGUCAAAUUCCACAGCCUCUGCUUGCAGAGAAGGACUAACACUGAACAUCAGGUGAGGAAUCCAGGGUGUUGCUUCAAGUAUGGGGCAGAGGAAAAAGCAGCAGUGACUUCGGACCACCACACACCUGUAACACCCAGGGGACGGUGAACAGGUCCCUGCUGAGAGGACAAUCCACUGAGGAGAGUACCUGAACAUCUGCAGAAGCUGGUGAUACAGCUGUAGGCUGAGGUGAAUGACUGUCUGUGAGAGCUUCUUGUGCUGAGCCUUGGGGUCUAUCCUCCAAUCUUUUCCCGAUCACUAACUGUGAGAUCUUUCUAUAAGACAGAGGUCCUCCAACUGUCUGUAUCGUUCUUCCCAAGGUCCAAGUUUGAACAUAAAGUCUCAAACUUCUUUGCUCAGCCAUUUCAGUCUGUCCUAGUCCAGUAACAGCCAAUAUUCUCUGCUGUCAUCACACGGCAACCAACAGCAGAGAAAAAUAUUAGACCAUAUGAGCAGAGACAUCCUUGUUAGUCGCCGACUUGAAUUUUGGCACAGAGCCAUGGAAAUGCUCCAUUUGAAUAAAGUCAUUUCAUUUGUUUGUUUUGGUUAUAAUUUCGGUUAUUAAUUCACACCCUCAAAAUAUUUGCUUUUGCUAUAUUGGACAGGAUUUAAAAUUUGUCUUUAUGUUUCACUGUUGGGUGCUUAUGUUCUGUGUGGCUUAUUUUUGUAUUUUGAUUUCUGUUUGUUUAGGCUAUAUAAACUUUUUUAAUUGGC